AUGCCUGGUAUCCUGCCCAUGAAAGUGAUCAAGGUCGGUGGCACCGGCACCUCAAGUCGAAUCGCCCAAGCCUGUGACCGAUGCCGAAGCAAGAAAAUCCGCUGCGAUGGCGUUCGUCCCUGCUGUACACAAUGCGCCAACGUCGGUUUCGAAUGUCGAACGAGCGAUAAAUUGAGCCGCAGGGCUUUCCCUCGUGGUUACACCGAGUCUCUCGAGGAGCGUGUGCGAGCUCUCGAAACAGAAGUCAAGGAUUUGAAGGAUUUGCUGGAUGAAAAGGACGAGAAGAUCGACGUGCUGUCCAGGAUACAUUCCUUUUCGCCUCCGUCACAGAGAGCUGCCUCGGCUCGCUCGCCGACAGCGUCAGCAUCAGCAUCAGCGCCCACGCCGAAUAAAUCCCCUAGCUCGGAUGCCUCGGAGGGAGUUGUUCAUGUCGCACGGACUACUGCACACCCAUCUCCCGAGAAUCCCUCUACGGCCCUUUCUAGUACCCAUGGCUUUGCUGAUGUAUUUACCAAUAAACUUGUCAGCCAAGAGAAGGCGACAUCCAAGAUUCCCACUCAGACACUAACGAAACUGUCGCCUCCGGUAUCUCGGGGAUCUUCGGGAGCCGUCAGAACUCCCCCGCGGCUAUUGUCCGAUCAGCUCAUCAAUAUUUUCUUCCAAGAAUGGGCACCGCUUUACCCAGUGGUGCACAGACCGACUAUCCUUAAGGCAUAUGAGCAAUAUCUGAAUAAACCCGACUCUUUGAAACAAGAUUUGCCUGGCUUGGCUCAGUUAAAUCUGAUUUUCGGAAUCGCGAAUCUCUCGUCCAAUUCGAGAACCACUCAAGACCCCAUUUUCUUCGAAGAGAACUGGACUAGUACCCUCGAUACGUUCAUGGGCGAAUCAUCUAUUGGUGCCCUGCAGUGUUUUGUCCUGGCUCAAAUGUAUUGCAUGACAAAGGGUGACUAUAAGAGUCUCCUUCGCUAUCGUGCUUUGGCUGUGGACAUUUGCCAUCAGCUGGGGCUGUACGAGUCCCAGCUGAAUGUGACAUCAAACCGACUUGAAACAGAAACUCGGAAGAAGGUGUUUUGGUGCCAAUAUGUCUUGGACCGAUUUUCUUCUGCCUUGACUGGCAUGCCCAUCCUAUUGCGCGAGUCUGAUAUCCAGACCGAAUACCCCGUCGAUGUGGAUGAUGAGAAUGUCACAGAAUCUGGAUUCCUGCCAACCCUCCCUGGCGAAUCUACUCGCCUCUCGAGCGCUCUAGCGCUUUUUAAUGUGUCGCGUAUUCUCACAAAAGCCUUGGAAGACCUUUAUCCAUCACGAUCUAGCUACGACAUGUAUAUGUCGAAGAUGCGCGCUGUGUCAGGACAGCUGGACGAGUGGCUCAAAAUGCUGCCUGCCCAUCUCCGCCUCGAGUUCUCUCAAGAUAAGCCUAGCACCAACGUCACAAGCAGCAGGUCUCCUCUAUUGUCGCUCGUUUACUAUUUUAUCCGAUCGUUGAUCCACCGCCCUGCUGUGUGCUUCGCGGAGGAGAACUUGCGCUCCCCAUCAAUUUUGGCCAUGUCCGAUUCUUCGAAGCAUAUCAUCCAAAUUCUGCAGUUACUGGAUGAGCGACGACUUUGUCUCUCUGUCAGCAUCAACCGGAAGGAAUUGGUGUUCCUUUCGGGACUAGGACUGCUAUGGCAAACACUCAGCCUGAAACGGGACAGCAAACUGUUGAAAGACAGCCAGAAGCUGCUCGCUAAUGUCGUAGAGCAACUCGAGCAGGAAUCGCCUGUGGCAGCCUCUGAGUUUACUUCGCUUGCCAGUACCUUGGUCUUCCUCGACACGAAAGCGCGAGGAGUCGCGCAACCUGGCAAGGCUUCCCAAGAAAUGGUGGCGCCGACUCAAAAGCCAUCCAGGUCACCGAAAAGGCAACUCCAGUAUUUGAAGUCUCGUCUCACGUCGAACGUCAAUCGUGAGGAAUCUCCCAAGCAGGCUGCAUCUCGUCGAAACACUAUUUCCGGUGCUAGCCCUCCGCUUGGGGCCCAAGCCCUUCGAUCUCCGAGCUGGACCAGUCUCCCUCCUCAACAAGAUCAGUUCUCUUCGUCUCAAUACCCCAUCGAGCACGGACGUGCCUCUCUAGAUCUUGGAUCGGACCCUCGCCUCACAUCCUCGACUUUGGGUUAUGAUUACCAACGGGCGAUGUCGACUUCAACCGCAUCGGAUGUUACUAGUGGCACGAAUGGUGCCAUCACCAUGGCGGAUUGGGAAUACGUGCUGAGCGAUAUGGAUCGCGGAUAUUCCAAUAUUUUCACCGGUAUCUACGGAGGAAGAGAAUGCGGCGAAGACCCGGGCCCAUUCGCCUCAAUCACGGCAGAGUACGCGCAAAAACAAAAUGACAGUACCCUGUCGAUCCCCCAGCCAGUGACGGAUGUGCAUGACCUGUCUCCUAAGGCAUGGUCUUCGAGCAGCGGCGAUUUCGCCCCGUGUCAAGACCAUGUUGCGCAGAGUGUUUUGAGCUACUCUGGUGAGAGCAUGGGAAGUGCCGAGGAUGCAAAUCUACAUCACUUUGGCGAUGCUCCGGCACAUCCGGAUGAUCUUGGUCUGAUUGACCCCUUCCAGGCUAUUGCCAUGCCGGUCGAGGGCGAACUUGAUGAAUUUUCUUUAGUCAAUGGCUGGGAUCGACGGCUGGCCGUCUGA
This is a messenger RNA of Penicillium waksmanii, 2664 nucleotides long. It is a transcript of the gene facB, whose product is annotated as C6 transcription factor FacB/Cat8. Gene Ontology annotation, biological process: regulation of DNA-templated transcription; DNA-templated transcription. The coding region runs from base 1 to 2664 and encodes 887 amino acids. Gene Ontology annotation, molecular function: DNA-binding transcription factor activity, RNA polymerase II-specific; DNA binding; zinc ion binding. Lineage: Eukaryota; Fungi; Ascomycota; Eurotiomycetes; Eurotiales; Aspergillaceae. The record is from RefSeq and is a predicted model, not a curated record. The transcript is spliced from 5 exons.